GCAGUGGGGAAGCCACCAGUGGAGGAGCUGGCACAGACGGAAAGGAGGGAAAGAGAGACAGAAGAGAGAGAGACAGGAGACAGCGAGACAGAUACGAAGCAGGAAGACAAACCCCGGUAGAGAGCGUUUCAUCCCCGCUGUCAGUCUGUGAGGCUACGGUAAAACCCGCUACUUGACAGUAGCAGAAUAACUGUAGAGGAGAUGUGACUGGCCUUCUUCUUUUCCUCACAGAGCUUAUUUCACAACCAGCGGGAAGCACCGUACACACAGCCGCAGUUAUCCCUUCAUCCCCGGUCUUGUGGAUUUACUCGCUUUAUCUAAAGGGAAGCCGUAUUGAUUCUGCUCUCCAAUAAAGCCCACAGAUUACAAUGAGGGUGGAAAGUCCUUGAUCACAGCUAUGUCAACACUGCGUCGGAAUUUUUCAAGUCAAGAAGGAAUCAAGUAGAAGAGUGAAGGGAGUGUGUAUUUUCAGCUGUUACAUUUCAGAUAUUUUUGGGACCUCCAAUGCUUAUUUUAAGAGAGUUUUCUGUAAUUCUAAGCAUGUGUUUUUGAUUUGCUUUCAUUUAUUCAUUUGAACCAGAAACUCUUUUGUCUCUACGGUAUACACAUCAUAUUCUCUAACCAUGUACGGAAGCUCACGUUCCGUCUCCAAGCUGGAUGUUGUUGGUUCCAACGGUAACGGGUCGGUGUCGGGGAGCCCCGGUCGCUCCCCACGACUCCCCCGCUCCCCGCGCCUUGGACACCGGAGAAACAGCAGCAGCAGCUCCAGCGGACUCACAGGUUCCUGUAAGACCCUCUCCAUGGAGAAUAUUCAGUCUCUGAAUGCUGCCUACGCAACAGGGGGUCCAAUGUACUUCGCUGACACCGUUGAUGAUCCAAUGGGCAUCGGAAGCCUGGGCAGCGGGCUGAACCCCUCUGUGCCAAAAAACACCAUGACGCUGGGCAGAGCGGGGGCCAGGGUGCCCUAUGGGAUCAGGGCGGCCAUCAUGGGGAGCAGUCCUAAUAUAAACACUGGGGGAGGAGGGAUGAUGCCCAAUGAUGCGAUAGCAUUUGGGGGGGAAAUGCAAAACCACCCCCAACAGGCGGCUACUGUGCCACACUCCAUGAGACAGGUGAGAGACGGUGCAAUGUCAGACCUACAGACGCAGUUAAGAGAAGUGCUGAGAGAGAACGAACUACUGCGCAGAGAACUGGAGGCAAAAGAAUCCAAGUUGAGCUCCUCUAUGAACUCCAUCAAGACGUUUUGGAGUCCAGAGCUGAAGAAGGAGAGGGCGCUGAGGAAGGACGAAGUCACCAAGAUGGCCGUGUGGAAGGAGCAGUACAGGGUGGUGCAGGAUGAGACGCAGCAUUUUCAGUGCACCAUCCAGGCGUUACAGGAUGAGCUCAGGAUCCAGCGAGACCUCAACCAGCUCCUUCAGUCCGACUACUCCGAGUCCGGUCACCUGGGAAACCAUUCCAUCUCCCCUCAGGAAAUGACAGAGGAGAACUUCCUGCGUCUCCACGGCGAGUACGAGCGCCACGUGAAAGAGCUCUUCCUCCUGAGAAAGACGGUGGAGGAGAUGGAGCUGAGGAUAGACACACAGAAACACACACUAACUGCCAGGGAUGAAUCUAUAAAGAAGCUCCUGGAAAUGUUGCAGAGCAAAGGCCUGUCGUCACGGGCAACCGAGGAGGACCAUGAGCGGACGAGGCGAUUGGCCGAUGCUGAGAUGACCAUCCACCAACUGGAGGGGCUGCUGGAGCAACGAGACAAGGAGAUGCUACAACUCAGAGAGGAGCUGCACCGGAGAUACGAGGCAGCUCCAGAAUCAACCAAGACCAAGGCCUUGCAGACGGUCAUUGAAAUGAAGGAUGCCAAGAUCAGCUCGAUGGAGCGCGGCCUGAGAGAGCUGGAGGACGAGGUGAACAUGCUCAAGUCCAACGGAGCUCUGAGCAGCGAGGAGAGGGAGGAGGAGAUCAAACAAAUGGAGGUCUACAGAUCCCACUCCAAGUUCAUGAAGAACAAGGUUGAGCAGCUGAAGGAAGAGCUAACUCUCAGCCAAUCAGAGAAGGAGGAGCUAAGGCAACGAGCCAAUGAGCUCCAGCGGGAGAUGUCUGCAAUGGAACAGGCAAAGCAGGAUCUGGGUCGUAAGGACAGCGAGCUUUUGGCUUUCAGGACCAAACUUGAAACUCUUAACAACCAGUUUUCUGACAGCAAACAACACGUGGACGUACUGAAGGAGUCCCUCACUGCCAAGGAACAGAGAGCCGCUAUACUGCAGACUGAGGUGGAUGCGCUGCGUCUCCGUCUCGAGGAAAAGGAAUCCCUCCUCUCUAAAAAGAGUCAGCAGAUAUCAGAGAUGACGGACGAGAAAAGCACUCAUCAGGGAGAGAUCAGCGACCUCAAAGACAUGCUGGAUGUCAAGGAGCGCAAAGUGAACGUGCUGCAGAAGAAGAUAGAGAACCUCCAGGAUCAGCUGAGGGAUAAAGAGAAGCAGCUGAGCGGACUGAAGGACAGAGUCAAGUCUCUACAGACUGAUACCUCCAACACCGACACUGCACUGGGAACACUGGAGGAGGCUCUGGCUGAGAAGGAGCGAAUCAUCGAGCGGUUGAAGGAUCAGCGGGAGAAGGAGGAAAAAGAAAAAGGGGACGAAGCUGAAUCGAGCAAGAAGGAGCUGAAGGAGCUGAGGGAGAAAGUCUCCCACCUGCAGGCUGACCUGGCUGACCGCGAGACUUCAGUGUUGGAUCUGAAGGAGAAGGCUUCCUCUCUGGCCUCCUCCACUCUGAAGAAGGACAACAGGCUGAAGACUCUAGAGAUCGGCCUGGAGCAGAAGAAAGAGGAGUGUGUCAAACUUGAGAACCAACUCAAGAAGGCUCAGAAUGCAGCGACAGAUUCCCAGGCCAGCUCUGAACUCUCUGAACGCAUCUCCGGCCUGGAGGAGGAAGUGGCCCGGCACAAAGAGGACGCUGCGAGGGCCCAGUCCGAGGUGGAACGACUUCUGGAGAUCCUCAGGGAGAUGGAAAAUGAAAAGAACGACAAGGAGAAAAAGAUCAACGAGCUGGAGAGGCAGAUUAAGGACCAGUCAAAGAAGAUGUCCAACCUGAAACACAAGGAGCAGCUGGAGAAGAGCAGGAACGCCCAGAUGAUGGACGACGCCAAGAAGAGAGAGGACAACCUGAACCAAAGCUCCCAGCAGAUAAAGGACUCCCUACGCCAGAAGGAGGAGCGCAUCGAGGAGCUGGAGGAGGCGCUGAGGGAAAGCGUUCAGAUCACAGCGGAAAGGGAGGUGGUGCUCGCCCAGGAGGAGCACGCACGUACACACUCUGAGAAACAGGUGGAGGACCUGCUGGCUGCCAUGGAGAAGGUGAAGCAGGAACUGGACGUGAUGAAGGCCAAGCUGUCAUCAACUCAGCUCUCACUGGCCGAGAAGGAAGGUCACCUGACGUCGCUGCGGGCUGAGCGGCGGAAGCACCUGGAGGAGGUCCUGGAGAUGAAGCAAGAGGCGCUGCUGGCAGCCAUAAGUGAGAAAGACGCCAACAUCGCCCUGCUGGAGCUCUCCUCCUCCAAGAAGAAGAAAACCCAGGACGAGGUGGCAGCUCUGAAGCGGGAGAAGGAUGGUCUGGUUCAUCAGCUCAAACAGCAGACUCAAAACCGGAUGAAGCUUAUGUCGGACAAUUAUGACGAUGAGCACCUGAAAGUCUCCUCUCCAAGCUCAGAGCAGCCCAACAAUCAUAAGCCCUCCCCAGAUCAGGUUCUCUCUCCUCUCCUGGAUCUCAAUCAGAAUCGCAGCAAGCUGAAGCUGUACAUCAGUCACCUGACCUCACUGUGUCAGGAGAGAGACCCAAUCAUACUGCAGGACUUUGCCCCGCCCCCCGCCUAUCACCGCUCUGACUCCGCCUCCUGGCAUACACAGCUGCAAAGCAUGACGCAGGAGCAGUUGGAGGCAGAGUUAGAGCUGUGUGAGAGGGAGGGGGCGGAACUUCAGGAGUACGCCAAUCAGGUCCUGCAGCAGAUCGCCGAACGAUGCCCCGACAUUCUGGAACAAGUGGUGAACGCUCUAGAGGACAGCUGCUGACACACACACACACACACACACACACACACACACACACACACACACAAUUAUCCACACAUAGAAAAGCAUGUACAUUAGUGAGCGCGAAAAGCAAGGAAACACACACGGAAAUCAUCAGGAGUCUCCGGCAAGCCCCUGUCAUCUCCUGAUACACAAGAGAAAAUGGACAAAGAUUUAUUCUUCCACGUACCCUUCAAUUCGAUUUUUAGUCACCCAAAAAAAGAUUAUGAAAAAGAUUCUGUGUCUUUAGUCGCUCUCUUUUCAGACAAACGGUGCCAGCUGAGGGAGGUAUGUUCAGUAAACUCCGUGCUGUGUUGGCAUGCAAGUUAAUAGGGAAGAAUUGAUGUUUUGAGACAUUUAACAAACGUUUUCCUAAGUACUCUCAAACAGAAGGAGCCUCACUGCACUCCAUGUGUGACACCUCACAGCGUCCAUCUUGUGUCUUUCCAGGCAAUCGGCUUGAUGUAUUUUAUGGGGGGAAAAAAUCCCCAAAAAGUGGGAGAGUGAUCCAAGCUUGCCAGGUUGAGUGUGAUGCCAGACUUACACGCUGUUACCACAUUGUGAUUUGAUUGGUUACAGAUACACCAGUGUUUAUUUCAACCGCCUUUGAUUCUUUACGUCAUUUGCUGCUAUCUUUUUAACUUUAAGCUUCUAUUUUUUUUUCCAUGUUUCUUUUUCUGAUGAAAUGUCUAAACUUCUUUCAGCAGUAAUCUCUAGGUAGUUGUGUAUAUUGUAAAGAGAGAAUUUUAAUUAACAGGAGCGGAGCUUUCAUCAUGGGAACGUGACACUUUCAUUUUUUCCCACCAUUGUCGAUGAAAGGCACAAACUACAAUCCAUCUCGCAGUACUCCCUUUAUUAAAACAGUGUAGAGGUUCAGUGUUUCUUUUGAACAAAGCUAUGCUGAAAGUCGGUUGUGUUCAGACAAUCCCUCACUUACCGUUUAGUGACAAUCCCUUUAGAGCUAGAGAGGAGGAGUCAUCGCCCUUAUUAAGCAUCUUUUCUUUCUUGGGAGGUAGAGAAUAUAAAAAUAAUUGCUAUAUUUUUUGUUGCUUUUGGUAAUAUAUAUAAAAAUCUUGUUUAAUUGAAAAGUUGUCAUGUAUUGGUUGAUAUGUUACAUAAUGUGUCAAAAGUUGUGUUCUGUGUUUGCAAGUCACCACAGAAGUGUUCCAGAGCAGGAGAUGCACCUACUGUACAUGAGGCUCUGUGUCCACCAGGACUAGUUAUUCUUCUUCUUCUUCUUCUUGUUUACUGUGGAGAUGACACUCUGACGCAUGUUUCCCACAGCGCUGACAGCCUUCAUAGGAUUCAAAUGCUAACAGCACCGAGCACUAGAGGUUCCACUUGUUUCAGCUUCCAUCAAACGCUCCUCUAACAUGUUUCUUUUGUCUGAUACUGUAAUGCGUGCUGAAGGCCACAUGCAACUGUUUAGCGCUGUGCCGUAAAAGAAAUACCUGGUGGAGACAAAGCCUAAAGAUGGGGAUUUACAAUGCAUACUCAAUUCAGAUUUUACACCUUCUGAAGAAGCCAAAACAUGUUUCAGCUGUGUAUUAAUAAAGCCCGAAGUCACAUGGGUGUGAGGAGGAGUUUCAUUCUAAAAUAUCCUAGAUAUAAGUCUCAAUGUUUGGUGCAGGUUCUUUAAAUAUCACCAGUUUGAAUUUUCAGAAAUCUCCAAUCACUUGUUUUGGAAUGAAACUCCAUCGGAUAUGAGCUUCUGUUGUAAAUCCAGUAUUUUGUUUUAUACUGAAUAUGUUGUGAAACGGUGACGACUGGGACUCUGUUGUGGACUGAGAAUGAGAGAAUGGAAUAAAAAUGGAUUUAUCUUUAUUUUAUUGUGAAA
Eleginops maclovinus (Patagonian blennie) is the source of this 5895-nucleotide messenger RNA. Its product is annotated as ELKS/Rab6-interacting/CAST family member 1-like. Gene Ontology annotation, cellular component: cytoskeleton of presynaptic active zone. The transcript has 22 exons. The record is from RefSeq and is a predicted model, not a curated record. The coding region runs from base 624 to 4058 and encodes 1144 amino acids. Gene Ontology annotation, molecular function: structural constituent of presynaptic active zone. Lineage: Eukaryota; Metazoa; Chordata; Actinopteri; Perciformes; Eleginopidae. Gene Ontology annotation, biological process: regulation of synaptic plasticity; maintenance of presynaptic active zone structure; neuromuscular synaptic transmission.